AGUAAAGCUAAACGAAAUGUCAAGUCACAGGUAAAUCUCAAGUAUUUGUAGUAUUUCCUUGGGUUAUUAUUGUUGCAAGGAAUAACUGUUUAAUAAUUAGUCAUGUCUGUUUUUAGUGCUUCAUCCUCAAGUGACAUUUCAGUCGACCUAACCGAUGCCUUUCGAAGUAUGAUACUGAACAAGCGUUUCGUGUUGUGGGAUGAUUUUGAAAGUGCCUUAAAAGAGUUCCAAAAAGUAUGGAACUAUAAUUUUAUCGCUUCUCAGACUACUUAUACUCGUUACAUCCACACAGAAAGCAGAUUGCUGAAGGAUGUCAGGUUCAGAUACCUGUUUGUAUCGUUUAAUUGUACGUUUGGUCACAAACGGAAAUCGGAAGGUUUGAAAGUGAGGCAAAAAUCGUCUAAAUUCCGUAAUUGUCAAUCUAAAUUCCGUGGACAACAUUAUGAAGUCGAUAUAAGCAUUUGUCAAUGCAAUUGUAGCAUGUUUAUGAUGUGUCGAUAUCCCUGCCGUCACAUGCUACUUGCCUACGUUAAAAGAAGAAAUCUUACAGCUCAUCAACUUCUUAGGUAUUGUAGCAGAUGGAAGUUACACAAUACCCAGAACUUCCAAAAUUAUACAUUAACUGCAUUACCACGACGGAGUGAAGAGUAUGUAAGUAUUCAACGCAGCCAAAGAAUCCAUAAACAUCGCAUCAUUGAGAAGUAUGGUGAACGCUUCGCAACAGAAGUUGAGAAGAAAGUUGACAAUUAUUACUUAAGAAUUCUUAAUACCAACUUGUAAACUUGAUUUUCUGCUUUAGCAGC
Schistosoma margrebowiei is the source of this 803-nucleotide messenger RNA. Lineage: Eukaryota; Metazoa; Platyhelminthes; Trematoda; Strigeidida; Schistosomatidae. The record is from the annotation of a GenBank genome assembly.